Molecule: messenger RNA, 1939 nt
Organism: Brachypodium distachyon (stiff brome)
Lineage: Eukaryota; Viridiplantae; Streptophyta; Magnoliopsida; Poales; Poaceae
Product: alkane hydroxylase MAH1
Exons: 1
Coding region: 300-1931 (543 amino acids)
Molecular function (GO): monooxygenase activity; iron ion binding; heme binding
Source: RefSeq, a predicted model, not a curated record
ACAACUGGAACAUGCAUGCUUGCCCGAUGAAGAAGGAAUCAAGAGGAAACCAAAAUCUGAUAGCUAGCUCGCCAAUGAUACUGAGAAUCACUAGAUAAAUGUGUCACACCAACAGUGAGCGCCAAAACUGCCACAUUCAUGAACUCCCAUUUAAACUGAGGACUAAAAAGACUUUCCUUCAAGAACAUUAAACUGAGUACUAAAAGAGUUCCCAUAACAGAACUUGGAAGAGUAUUACACAUAGCAGGUUCAUGAUGAGCUUCUCUAUAAAUUAAGACAUAUUACAUGUCGAUCUCUUCAUGUCCUGCAGCCACUGCACAGUGCACACACUCCCUGUAAGAAUGGCAUUCUGGUUCUUGCCGGAACUACUCAUCCCCAUACUUGUUGUGCUACUCGUAGUUCUAUCCUUACACAUCAAGUCUACCAGAUCAAAGAAUUCUCUGCCGCCACCGCAGAACUGGCCAAUAGCCGGCAUUCUCCCUUCCCUCGUCGUCAACCUCCACAGGCUCCAUGAUUACAUUGCCGCUGUCCUACCUUCCACGGGGAACAGCUUCAUGGCGCCCAUAGCCAGCACCACGCGUUUCUUCGUGACCUGCGACCCAGCUAAUGUCCAGCACGUCUUCACCUCCAACCAUGCCAACUAUCCCAAGGGCGAGGAAUUUGCCCAGAUCUUCGACGUCACGAGUGGCUCCCUCUUCACCGCUGACGGCGAAUCCAGCCGCCGGUUGCGAGCGAGGUACCAGAGUGUUCUGAGCAGCCCACGGUUGCUCGCCUCCAUGGCCAACUGCUGCCACGACAAGGUGGAGAAAGGCCUCUUGCCCUUCAUGGCCCGCAUGGCGAGAACCGGUGCUCCGCUCGACAUAAAUGAUGUGGUGUCGAGGCUUGUGUUCGACCUGUAUGCCACAACGGUCUUGGGCGUGGACCCCUGCCGCCUGUCCCUCCUCGACAUGCCGCCCAUGCAAGUCGCGGAUGCCAUGGACACGGUCAUGGAGGUGGGCUUCGUCCGGCACAUCGUACCACUGUUUUGCUGGAAGCUGAUGAGAUGCCUAAUGGUCGGCCCUGAGAGGAGGCUUGCAGCUGCGCAAGGGGUGCUUCGCCGGUUCACACUGGAGAUGGUGGAGAGGAGGAGGAAGACGGUCUGCAGUAUUGGCCGUCUGGAAGAAAACGAAGAAGAACAGCAAGCAAGGGUGACUUCAUCAUCCGUUGUUGACAUUCUGUCCAACUAUGUCAAUGACCCAGAGUACUACGAAAACGACGAUCAUUUGCUCCAGGCAACACUCAUCACCUACAUGAUCGCCGGGAGGGACACCAUCGGCACAACCUUGCCGUGGGUCUUCUACAACCUCGCCAAGAACCCGCACGUCGUGUUGGGCAUCCGCAACAAACUUGCACCCAUCGCGUCGACCCGCAAAGCAGCCGCCCCCUUCGAUGCAGGUGCCAUGAUGGUAUUUGAGCCAGAGGAGCUCAAACCCCUGGUCUAUCUGCAGGCCAGCUUAUUGGAGUCCAUGAGGCUGUACCCGCCAAUCCCAAUCGAACGUGAGAUAAUGGUCAGCAGCGACGUGAUGCCGAGUGGCCAUGAGGUGCGUGCUGGUGACAUUGUCAUCAUUUCCCUCUACUCCAUGGGUAGAAUGGAGGAUCUGUGGGGCCCGGAUUGCCAGGAGUACAACCCGGAGAGAUGGCUAUCAAAGGAUGGAGGCAAGCUGCGGCACGUGCCGUCUCACAAGUUCCUAGCGUUCAACUCGGGGCCAAGGAUGUGUCUUGGCAAGGACAUCGCCAUCAGUCAGAUGAAGACCAUCGUCGCUGCUGUGCUGUGGAACUUCGACGUGGUGGGAGUACUGCUGGAUGGUCAGCAGGCUGUGGAGCCAAAGCUGUCGUGUCUGCUGCAAAUGAAGAAUGGGCUCAAACUUAAAGUCCAGAAGCGAGAAAUGUAAUGUCUUUU